Molecule: messenger RNA, 1135 nt
Organism: Malania oleifera
Lineage: Eukaryota; Viridiplantae; Streptophyta; Magnoliopsida; Santalales; Ximeniaceae
Exons: 10
Coding region: 134-820 (228 amino acids)
Biological process (GO): positive regulation of ubiquitin-protein transferase activity; protein neddylation
Cellular component (GO): ubiquitin ligase complex
Molecular function (GO): cullin family protein binding; ubiquitin conjugating enzyme binding; ubiquitin-like protein binding
Source: RefSeq, a predicted model, not a curated record
UCCAAGUCAAAACCCUUUUAAAAAGUUCACCGCGCACUCUCUACUCCUACUCAAUUCUCAAUCUAGGGUUUCUCUUUUCUUCUUGCAAUCUAAUCCUUCCGCGUGUAUAAUCAUCUCGAUUCUACGGACAACCAUGUCUCGCUCCUCGACGAGGAACUCUGCCGCACGCAAGUCUGCUUCCGCCAAAUCGUCUGGUGGCGAUCGUACUCCGUCCGCCUCAAGUAGAUCAAGAACGAAGGAGGUGGAUCGUCUUUUUGAUUCAUAUGCAAAUUCUUCAUUGGGCAUGAUUGAUCCAGAAGGAAUUGAGGCACUUUGUUCAGACGUAGGAGUGGAUCAUACUGAUGUCAGGAUAUUGAUGCUUGCUUGGAAAAUGGAAGCUGAAAAGCAGGGAUAUUUUACCCAAGAUGAGUGGCGAAGAGGCUUGAAGGCUCUGCGAGUUGGUUCCCUCAACAAGUUAAAGAAAGCACUUCUUGAAUUGGAGAGAGAGGUCAACAAUCAUCCCUCAAAUUUUGCCAGUUUCUAUUCUUAUGCAUUUCAAUCCUGCUUAACAGAAGAGAGGCAAAAAACUGUAGACAUAGAGAGCGUUUGUGUAUUGCUGGAUCUUGUUCUAGGUUUUAGGUUCCGUCCCCAGGUUGACUUGUACAUUGAGUAUCUGAAGAUUCAGAAGGAUUACUUGACAAUCACAAUGGAUCAGUGGGUGGGGUUUUUCCGUUUUUGCAAUGAGAUUAGUUUUCCAGACCUUCAAAACUAUGAUUCAAAUCUAGCUUGGCCCUUGAUCAUUGACAAUUUUGUUGAAUGGUUGAUAGAAAAGCAAAGCUAGUUUAAGCAUAUUGUGGCCAUCACAUAUCACACUACUGAGAAGAGACUUCUGCCCAAAGCUAACCAUCGAGCUGACUCAUGGAGUGGUGUCAACAUCCAGAACAAACAUAAUUUUAAUAUUUGUUUCUGGGGUAAUUUUUAUGGGGAGAAUGUUAUAGGAAAACAGUCCUUGAGCAUAUUAGCCUGUAAAGGUCAUUUUGUAUUUUUUCUCAUUCAGAAUUUAGAGAGUUUGCUUUUAGUUUUACAUGAGAACGUAUUAGAUGUUCAAAACUUAAUACAAUUUCAAAUCUAAUGCCUCAAUUUGAUGUUGUCACUA